AUGGCCGGAAUGAACGACGGUGCUCAUAUGCAUGGCAUGGGAGGCAUGAUGAACAAUGGCUCGGGGAUGACGAUGAUGCACCGCCGCCAUCACAUGAUGAUGCACAUGACUUUCUUCUGGGGCAAGAAUGCCGACAUUCUGUUCGACGGUUGGCCCGGUUCAGACAACCUGGGCAUGUACGUUCUGGCCCUCAUUUUCGUCUUCGUUCUUGCCCUGCUCGUCGAAUGGCUCUCUCACUGCAACCUCAUCAAACAAGACUCGAACCACGUUGCGGCUGGUCUGGUUCAGACCCUAUUGUACGGUUUAAGGAUCGGACUUGCUUACAUGGUGAUGCUGGCUGUCAUGUCCUUCAAUGUAGGAGUAUUUCUGAUGGCUGUGGGAGGUCACACGGUGGGGUUCUUGGCGUUUGGGAGUAGGGUUUUCAAGAAAUCGUCGCCGGGAUCUGGGAAGACCUCGGACCUGCCUCCGAUGAGUUGCUGAUGGAGAGGUGUAACUUGAAUAUCGGAGAUAUAGAUGGAGGAUGAUGAACAAGAGAACCCCUUAUUCUAAAGCCAUGACUGCCCAAGUUUAUUAUUAUGGCAUAUAUGUGUACAACUGAAGUGUGUAUAUAACGAGUGUAUGUGUGUUGGAGUGUGUGUAGAUAUGCGUUCUGAAUUGUGUUUUGAGUUUGUGAAAUUUGGGAGAAAAAAGUGUCUUGAGUGUGUGAAAUUUUAGAGGAAAAAUAUACCCUGUAAGUUUGUGAUGGUUUAUGGUGUUUUACUUGACAUGCAAUUUGAUCAGUCUCAUCUGGACAACCAACACAAAUAUUCCCUCCAUCCUCAUUCAUUAUCAUCUUGUGUGGAGAUAUGAGAGCUACAAUUAAAU
Messenger RNA from Ilex paraguariensis (yerba mate), 864 nucleotides. The record is from the annotation of a GenBank genome assembly. Lineage: Eukaryota; Viridiplantae; Streptophyta; Magnoliopsida; Aquifoliales; Aquifoliaceae.